AUGUCCUCGCCUCCAUCCCAUUCGGAAACACCAGCUGCAGGGCCAGAACGCAAUCCAGGACAGAGUAAUCGCACCCGCAGUGCACCAGGACGACAUACUCGACAACUCCCGCCGCUGCCGCAAGAAUAUUCUCAUCCGGCACGCUCCUCCUCCCCUCGCCACCACACUUCCGCAUCCGCAUCCGCUUCUGCUUCUGCUUCCACCCCGUCAUCUACGUCUGCCAGAAGAUCCUUGCGAGGGUUGAAUCCACCGACACUUUCGAACUCCCCGUCAACACCUGUUAGACAAAGACAACAAUCACCCUCAUACUGGCCCGCUCUGCGUCGUGCCAGCACCAACAUUACCCUUCCUGCUCAGUGGGGCGACGACACCUUCGCGAACAACCUUUCUCUUGUCGAUAGCACAGCGACUUCGGGCCGUUUGGGCGACGACGAUAAUCUAUUUCUGAGUUCAUUCGUCGACAACGACUUCUCCUCACCGUCGAGCUAUCCUCUGUUCACGACAAAUCUGCCCGCUGGCGAGUCAUCACAGGCAGACCAGGCCACAUUUCAGCCUCACCAGGCGCCUCCCAACAACCCUGGAUCAGCGGCCCCUCCACGCCGGACGUCAGCCUGCGGUCGAACAUUCGGUGCACCUUCACGGUCUACCACGCAAAUUAGUUCUUCGAGCGUGGGAGAUUCACAAAAUACAUCCUUUACAACAGACAGCGGAGAGGACCCGCCAUCGCAGAGUUCACAACAAUCGUUUUCUGCCAAGAUGCCGCCACCGCCUCGUCUACGGAGCUUGCUUAACGAUGUUGAUCCGUCGUCGAAUAGUAAACGGAGCAGAACAUCGCAAUCAAAUACCAUUGCGGUAAACACAGCUGCCCCAGAGCCAUUAGCGAUGCCAUCGCUUUCUGACGACGACUUAUUCGGCGAGGGUCUUUCACAAGGGCUAGAAGGCGAAGACCUCACAAGGAUAGACUUGACAAACGCCAAUGCAGUCCCAGACGAGUUAAAGCAGCCCGCAGUAGAUAACCGCACCAAGAUUUCCAAAUUCCAAUGUGCCAUCUGCAUGGACGACGCCACAACAGUGACCGUCACACAUUGCGGCCAUCUCUACUGUGCGCAGUGUCUGCACUCGUCACUCACAGUCGAGUCCACCAAAGGCAAAUGCCCCAUGUGCAGAGCCAAGAUAGACAUGAAGCCCCGGAACUCAUAUACCCUGAAGACAAAAGGGUACUGGCAUCUUGAGCUCAAGCUCAUGACGGCGUCGAAGGGGAAACGAAAGGCAGAUGACAUAUCAUGA
This is a messenger RNA of Pochonia chlamydosporia 170, 1287 nucleotides long. Its product is annotated as SLX8 protein. NCBI's taxonomy places the organism in Eukaryota, Fungi, Ascomycota, Sordariomycetes, Hypocreales, Clavicipitaceae. The transcript is spliced from 2 exons. Bases 1 to 1287 code for a protein of 428 amino acids. The record is from RefSeq and is a predicted model, not a curated record.